Molecule: messenger RNA, 2512 nt
Organism: Folsomia candida
Lineage: Eukaryota; Metazoa; Arthropoda; Collembola; Entomobryomorpha; Isotomidae
Exons: 13
Coding region: 8-1954 (648 amino acids)
Biological process (GO): cell surface receptor protein tyrosine kinase signaling pathway; positive regulation of kinase activity; protein phosphorylation
Cellular component (GO): signaling receptor complex
Molecular function (GO): transmembrane receptor protein tyrosine kinase activity; ATP binding
Source: RefSeq, a predicted model, not a curated record
UGGUGAAAUGUCGCGAUUUAUAUUCUUACUUGCUCUCCUAAUCAAUUGUUUCUUAAUUUGCCACACCGACAAGGAUGACAUCGAUAUCUUAUCCUUUGUGCCAAAAUUAUCCACCGGAACACAUUCCCUCCUUGAGCCAUACGUGAACAAGUAUUGCGACGACAAUUUCCCACCAGGUUUCGUUUACUAUGGUUGCUGUUCAGAAAAGUAUCCCAAAUCGCACUGUUUCCUGAACGAUUAUAAGAGUCGGGAUGCAUUUUGUGAGACACAAAAUUUGCAGUCGCGUCGAUUCAGUUACGAUUGCAGCUACUCUCUGUUUGAUGCAAAUUGCACGUUGCCAAAGGGGCGAUGCUUCUGCUGUUCACGUGAUGCCCCCCACGACCCUGAACACAGACCUACUCGUCCAGAACAAUCGGUUAAUUUGACAGAUCCAUCGUUUUGCGGAACCAUCGCGACAGACCACUAUUUCGGCGGGAAUUACACCUUGGCCCAUAUAAUGAAACAAAGACCAUGGGAACUGCCCUUGUUCAGCUCGCUUUCAUUCACCUUAGAACAAGGGACAAAGUUCGUUGACGUGAUGAAUCCCAAUUGUCGCGUGACCAUUUGUCACAUAUGGAAAGGCGGGAGUGCAGCGGAAUGUCACCACUUUACACACGAUGGACCGAAACAUUACACAACGUACAAGCAGUACGACACAGUUUCGAUAAGUUGCGGUUGCAUAAAUGGAGCAUUUAGUAGCAAUGAAUGUACAAAACCACCGGAAGAUGUCGUGCAAUCUGAUGUAUCAUGCCAACCACAGAAUUUAGAUGGCGACACGUGUGCCGUACUUUAUCAAGAAUACGGCUGUCAAUCCUGUAAUUUUGACGUGAUUCGUCUAACCGAUAAGCGCUCAUCCUUCACGCCGAGCAAUUUCGCGGUAAUUCGAUCCCUUCGCGUCAACUCGGGAUGCAGCGUGCGGGCGUCGGCUGUCCAAGAUUUUGUCGAAUUUAACGAAACGACGUCAAUCGUGCAGGAAUUUUUUCUCCAAAAUACCACGAAUACUAAGGUGUACUUGCAAUUCAACACUUUCGACUGCAUCUGCGGUCCAAAGACUAUCAUAGAAGAUGGUGCGGCUGAACUUUCCGGUGGGGCCAUAGCAGGAAUUGUGGUCGGUUUAGUUGUCCUGGUCGCGGCAAUGGUAGGCUUGACUUACUUCAUGAAGGGAAGAAAACACAAGGUCAGCUUCACCCAGGAAGAGACAGAACAACUUAAGCACGAGCUGUUCAAUGGGGGAGGGGAAGCAGGUACACAAACAGGACCGGAAGUGGAUUUUGAAAAUUCAGUCAGCAUCGCCAGCAACAACAAUGGACUCAAUGAAGAAUAUUCUGUUAAGAAGCAGCACAUUGAAGUUUUCAAAGAUAUUUUACUUGGACGUGGAAACUAUGGCGUGAUUUUCAAAGGUAGUCUUUUCUCGGAGUCGGAUCAGCACAAGGUGGACUGCGCUGUUAAAACCGUGGAUGAAUUAACUGCCAGAAUUGAUGAUUUAAAAUUACUCAUGAACGAAAUUCGGAUAAUGUCCUGUGUUGGUCGACAUGAAAAUGUGGUCCAGUUUUUGGGAUUUUAUUGCAAUUUCCAUCCCAAGAAAUGGGAAUUUUUAUGCUUGAUGGAACUCUGCGUGGAAAAUUUGCACAGUUAUCUUCUUCAGGCUAGGAAUUGUCAGAAGGCUUCAAACUCCACGAUUAAUGCUCACUUGCAAAAGGAGGGAUAUGUUCUUUAUGAAGAUCCUGAAACAAUUGAAGAAACGAGUUCAGGUCCACCCCCGGUUCCUCACCUGGACGCACCGUCCGUCACAAUUACGCAGACAGAGAUUCGAAAAUGGUCAGCCGAAAUUGCAAGUGGGAUGGAUUACUUGACGAUGAAAAAUUUACUCCAUAUUGACCUUGCAGCUCGAAAUGUCCUCCUAUCUAACUGCUAAAAUCAGUGAUUUUGGAUUGUCCAAAAAGUUGUAUGACGCCUUGUAUUACAAAAAAGUUCAAGGAGGCCAUAUUUGGAUUCCUGUUAAGUGGAGUAGCUUCGAGUCGCUGAUGGGGCUCAAGUUCUCGAAAGAAUCGGAUAUCUGGUCGUACGGGGUGACAAUCUGGGAAAUCUUUAGCCUGGCGAGGAGCCUUAUCCGGACCUGGGUGAGAUGGUGGACCUUAUCAGAUUCCUUAAUAGUGGAGAAAGACUCCCAUGUCCGAAGUCUUGUGACGAUGAGACUUAUGCUCUGAUGAAACAAUGCUGGGAAAUGGAUCCAACAAAAAGACCCAGUUUCAACGAGAUUGGAAUAUUCUUUAAAAACUUUGGAAAAGAAAAUGAUCCCCGUCUGUUAAAUAUUUAAUCAAUUCAAAUUUGUAUAUACUAAUUAUUAGUAUCGUAUGUACAUAGAUGAUAUCACAAUACCUCAUACAUAUUCAUGUAUUGAAAUAUACAGAGAUUUUGUAGUUCCAGGAAAGGUUUUCAGUACAAGGCAAUGACCUACCAAUUGUGUGCAUGU